AUGGCUUCAAAGAUUGAUUUCGUAUUGGUCACUGGUGCCACCGGCUUCAUUGGUGCCCAUGUCAUUGAUACGUUGCUUGCACGAGGCCGCAGAGUACGAGGGGCAACUCGCUCACUCGCCAAAGGGGAAGAAAUGAUUCGCAGCCGUCCACAGUACUCGCAAAAGUUAGAAUUUGUCCAAAUACAGGAUUUUGAGAACCCAGGAGGCUUGACUGAAGCUGUUAAUGGCGUUGAUGCGGUUAUUCAUGUUGCCAGCCCAUUCAAACUCAACACCUCAGACAACGAAAAAGAACUCAUCAUCCCAGCAAUAAACGGCGUCCGAGCCAUGCUAGAAGCAGCCUCAAAUGCGCCGAGUGUCCAACGGGUAGUCAUAACCUCCUCCUUCGCAGCUGUAAUAGACACAAACCGAAAAGGACCACAAGGUUUCACCUAUACAGCAGCAGACUGGAAUCCUCUCACCUACGAAGAAGCAGCAGAUCCCAAAUCAACACCCGUGGUCGCCUAUCGUGGAUCUAAGAAAUAUGCAGAACUAGCAGCAUGGGGGUUUGUUAAGGAGAAGAAACCGCAUUUUGAUAUUGUGACUUUGUGCCCUCCCAUGGUUUUCGGACCUAUUGCUCAUCCGAUUGAUAGUCUGGAUCAUUUGAAUGAGUCCAAUGCUGCUCUUUGGGAUAUUGCGAAGGGUGUCGAUCCGCUACCCGUCGGCCGUGUCCCCUUUUGGAUUGAUGCUAGGGAUUUAGCCAUUGCUCACGUUGAAGCCGCUCUUCGAAAGGAAGCUGGUGGAAAGAGAUAUACACCUGCAGCACCGGAACGGUGGUCCUAUGCUCUUGCGGCGAAGUAUAUGGUGUCUCACUUUCCGGAAUUGUGUGACGAGGUGAAAUUGGAGGAGCAGGUUAUUGACGAUAGUUUCAGUUUGGAUGGUGAGACUGCUGCGAGGGAGUUUGGGUAUAGAUGUCGCAGGUUUGAGGAGACGAUUCGUGAUUUUACGGCGCAAUGUUUGGCGAGGAAGGGGCGUACUUAG
This is a messenger RNA of Talaromyces stipitatus ATCC 10500, 1017 nucleotides long. Its product is annotated as NAD dependent epimerase/dehydratase, putative. The transcript has 3 exons. NCBI's taxonomy places the organism in Eukaryota, Fungi, Ascomycota, Eurotiomycetes, Eurotiales, Trichocomaceae. The record is from RefSeq and is a predicted model, not a curated record. Bases 1 to 1017 code for a protein of 338 amino acids. Gene Ontology annotation, biological process: steroid biosynthetic process. Gene Ontology annotation, molecular function: 3-beta-hydroxy-Delta5-steroid dehydrogenase (NAD+) activity.